AAACAGCAACGUUUGUUUGUCUUUGUUGAACUCAUUAAGUAGGUCAUAUCGCUAUCGUCUGAAGAAUUUCUUUUCAUUCUCUUUCAUCAUCCGAUUUCAAAGCGAGGAAGAACGUUUAGGCUAUAUUAACGAAGAUUGAAGAAUUGUUGAUGUUGACUAAACAACAACGCACUCCAUCAUACAGCAUCAAAUGGCAAAGGCAGACCAAAAUUUGAGACGGUUUUCCAGGAGAAAGCUUUUAGAUUGUAGAACAGAAUGUGAAAUUAACUUCAAAGAAGACGUCUCAGCUGUUAUGUGAGAGUUAUGCAGUGGAAUAUUCUUGCCGAUGCACUCAGCUAUUCAACACCAACGAAAAACUUUGUAAAAUGCACACCUAAUAUUCUCAAAUGGCCUGAUCGCCAGCAGCGAAUUCUUCAUGACGCAUUAUUGUAUUCGCCUGACUUACUCUGCCUUCAAGAGGUCGACCACUUUGAGGAUUAUUUUGCACCGCAACUCGAAAUGCGAGGUUACGUAGGUAGCUUUGCACCGAAGCCUAAUUCUGUAUGCUUACGCGUACCUGGUCAUAAUUCCCCUGAUGGUUGUGCGUUAUUCGUAAAAAGCAACAACUUCGAGAUAAAUAAAAUCAAGAAAAUUAUACUCAAAGAUGGCAAAGGCGUAAUUUCCAAUCAAGUUGCUCUUCUUGCCAUUGUCACAAGGCGCCGAUGUAACAGUAGACUCCUGGUUGCAGUCACUCAUCUUAAAGCAAAGGAAGGAAAUGAGAAAUUACGGCUGGAGCAAGGCAGGGAUCUUCUUUCACAAAUAAAACAAAUGAAAUCUGCCGAAGGAAACGACGCUGUACCGUUAGUGGUUUGUGGAGAUUUCAACGCGUCGGCCGGAGAACCUGUUUAUCAGGAGAUGGAGGAAAUUGGCCUGUUAAGUAGUGCUUACAAGUCUUCAACAAACAGCGAAGCUCCAUACACAACAUGGAAGUUCAGACCAAAAGAGGAAGUGUGCCAUACCAUUGACUACGUGUGGCAUUCCUCGGAACUUGUUCCUCGACAUUUCCUAGCAAUUCCGUCAAAGGAUGUUAUCGGAGCGGCUGCUUUGCCUAGUGUUGAAUUUCCUUCCGACCACUUGCCGCUUCUCUUUGACUUUGAAAUCCUUGGCAAAUAAUUUGAAUCGUUUUGCGUAAUAGAUUCCAAACAAACAAUGAUACAAAGAUAUGUUGAGAAAAAGUCCUUUGUAAAAAUAACGAAAAUGAAAGAUGGGGAGAUGGCAGCUUUAGUGUGCUGUUCACAGAUUAAGUAAAAUGAGAGUGACAAGAAGUGCGAAGGCUACAAGACUGAGCAGUACUUUUGUCAUCUGAAGUACACUUAAAAAUUCUUUUAUCGAUUCUUAUAAAACGUUGUUCAAUGAAAACCAUUAAUUCACAUUAUAAUUCAUGUUUUAUUAA
Molecule: messenger RNA, 1432 nt
Organism: Xenia sp. Carnegie-2017
Lineage: Eukaryota; Metazoa; Cnidaria; Anthozoa; Malacalcyonacea; Xeniidae
Product: nocturnin-like
Exons: 3
Coding region: 304-1152 (282 amino acids)
Molecular function (GO): 3'-5'-RNA exonuclease activity
Source: RefSeq, a predicted model, not a curated record